Messenger RNA from Aegilops tauschii subsp. strangulata, 799 nucleotides. Its product is annotated as heavy metal-associated isoprenylated plant protein 39. NCBI's taxonomy places the organism in Eukaryota, Viridiplantae, Streptophyta, Magnoliopsida, Poales, Poaceae. The record is from RefSeq and is a predicted model, not a curated record. Gene Ontology annotation, molecular function: metal ion binding.
AACUGCUGAGCCACCCGGCAGUCUUUUGACAAGAUGCAUCUGAUGAACAACAGAAAUCAGACUUGAUAGGUUGUGGUUGGUGCCGGCAUUCUCCUUUCUGUCCCAUCCGCAUGCAGCGACCAACAAAAUGUUCUACGGAGUACUACUUUGUUAGCUGAUCACUCUGUAUUUUGAUAGAUCACGGUCCAGAGAAGGGGCAACAGAAGAACAAAAAGAAGAAAGCCCGUACCCCGCGACGCUGUACAAAUUUGGGCCGUGUCUCCCAGCUUGGCUCAUUCUGCAGCCUGCACACUCAGAACCGCAAGCAGCAUUCCCUUCCCCUCUGCCUCCACCCCAUCUCCGUCUCCCCUCCGGAUGGCGCCGCAGCAGAAGGUGGUCGUGAAGGUCUCUUCUAUGAGCGACGAGAAGGUGAAGCAGAAAGCCAUGGAAACGGUUGCAGACAUCUAUGCAGGCAUCGAUUCCAUAGCCGCGGACCACAAGGAUCAGAAGAUGACGGUGAUAGGUGAUAUGGACAGCGUCGUGAUCGCGAAGAAGCUGCGGAAGUUUGGGAGGAUCGAUAUCCUAUCCGUUGGGCCGGCGAAAGAAGAGAAGAAGGAUGAUAAGAAAGGGGAGAAGAAGUGAUCAAACUUGGUAUCUCUGUUCAUGUUCUCUCCCAUGGAUAUCUCUUGUUAGUUUUUGCUCUGUAGCCUAUGUUCAGUUAUAUGGGUAUUCAGGAUUUAAUCAGAGGUGAAAUGUUACCUGCAUAACUGCUCACCUUUUCCCUAUGACUACUCGCUUGGCAAGACGUUCAAAUCCUUAC